AUGCUGCUUUUCGUCAAACUAUUCUCAUCCACUGUGUUAUAUUUCAGAUCCAACAAAGUUCCACGAUCGCCUGUAUUGCAGACUAUCCAUUCACGUGAUGAAGGUUGCCUUUGGAUCGGAUUAGCAAUCGUCACAAAAUUAGCUCAGGAGUAUUGCCCCACAGGUGAAUGGGAUGUGUACUUGACAGCUAGAAAUGCUGAAUCGGGUAUGAAAGCCUGUAAGGAGCUGAACGAUAAAGGUUUACAUGUUAAAUUUCGUCAACUGGAUAUAACUAAUUCCGCGAACCGGAAGAGCUUCUUGGACUACAUGAAGCUGAACUACCCGAAAGGAAUCAACAUUGUUGUGAACAAUGCUGGAAUCGCUUAUAAGGGAGACUCUACUGCACCCUUCGGCGAACAAGCCCGGGUUACUGUCAACACAAAUUUCACAUGUACCGUGGAUUUCACCCUGGAGCUUAUUCCACUUCUCGCAGAAAACGCCAGGGUCGUUCAAGUAUCCAGUACUGCUUCACAUCUGACAUUGAAGAAACUGAGCGACGAGCUGUACGCAAAGUUCACUUCAGCCAUGAGCCUUGAUGAACUGAGGUCUCUGGUGGCCGAUUUCGUUAAAAACCGCAGGAAGACUGCAUUUACAAAGAGUCCGUGA
Molecule: messenger RNA, 645 nt
Organism: Dicrocoelium dendriticum
Lineage: Eukaryota; Metazoa; Platyhelminthes; Trematoda; Plagiorchiida; Dicrocoeliidae
Source: the annotation of a GenBank genome assembly